GAGUUUCAACUCGACUCAGGACGAUACGAGUCUGUCCGAGUCGUCUAGCGAGGGAAACCAUGCUACUAGUGUCCAGAAAAGAAGAAGGAGAGUCCUUUCUUUAUACUCUCUAUCUAGAAGAGAAUAAAAUACUCCAUCCGAUCCCUUUCGUUAUCUUCGAAGAAAUCGUCUCCCUUCUCCCAAUCGAAAAUGGCAGAAAACGACGAUCGAAACCUCCAAACCUCCAAUACUCCCUUCAAAACCUCCACUACUAAUCUCAACAGCCUUCAAUUCGGUCUUACGACGGAGAAUUCUCCAUGGGUUCCACCUCCAGAUUCCGUUUCAGAGAUCAAGGGAUCGGAGAUUCCACAGAAUCCGAAAGCAAUUCGGAAUCUUCGUCCGUUUCUGGUCUCGCCGAUGACGAUUCCGAGCUCGAAUCCAUGACCGGAAAGGGAAUAAAGCGCCUUUGUUCAGAGCUCCUUGAACUAAAGAAGGCAUCAGAUGAUGAUUUUCACAGAAGUGUUUAUUCAAAUUACUCAGAAUUUAUUAGAAUAAUGAAAGAAGCAGAAGUCCUGGAAAGUGAACUGAUGGAACUGAAAAAACAUCUUUUAAUCCAGAGAAAGCUUUUACGCGAUCUUAAGAAUGGCAUCUAUUUAGAGAUUCUACCGGAGGAGUCGACGGAAUCGUAUAUCGAGGAAUAUUCUGAUUCUGAGCUAUGUCCUCUGAGCCAAUUAGAGACUCUCACCUGUGCUAUUACAGAAACACUGGAUAUUCUUCUGUCAGAACAUAGACUUGAUGAAGCUCUAAUCAUUCUGGAAAGGGAGCACGCAACUUUACAACAGAUACAGUCAGAAGAAGAUUUUCCACCUCAAAUUGUAACUUCUUACAACUCGGAAAUAUCAGAAAGGAGGAAAAGGCUUGCAGAUCAAUUUUCCCUGGUUGCUGAACACCCAAGAACAGCUGCACUAGAACUCCAAAAGGCACUGUCUGGGCUGUGCAGUCUUGGUGACUGUCACAGGGCAAAUCUUUUGUUGUUCCAAUUCUACCAAUCACGUCUAGCUCGUGGCAUGCAUGAUUUGCAGUGUUCAAAAUCAUAUCUGCCUGAUAUAUACAUCAGAGAACUUGCAAAGUUUGUGUUUUCCGUGAUCUCACAAGCAGCCACAAGCUUUAUAAUCUUAUAUGGUGAAACAUCUCCAUAUACUUCAGAACUUAUCCAGUGGGCACGGGAAGAAACAGAAAUGUUUGUUAGCUAUUUUGAUAGACAUGUCAAGUCUAUCUCAGAAACAACUGGCGGCUUGUCUUUGGCAGUAGAAUCUGUGAAACAUGCAAUAUCAUUUUGCUCUUUGCUAGAAUCUCAGAGAAUAUUGCUGCGGCCAUACUUGAUCAAGCUAAUCCGCCCUUGUAUGGAAGGGGUAUUACAGAUGCAUAUAAACCAUUUUAAAAAAGUCAUUCGUAUCUUUGCAACAACUGAUACUUGGGUCCUAGGUAAAUUUCUGACUUCUGGACUUGUUAAGGAUAGGCCCUCUCAUGUAAGGACCGGUGACAAUGUGGAAUACUGCCAGCUUAGUAACAGUGGACGGAAGUUUGUUACCCUGAUACAGGCUAUCAUUGAAGACGUUUCUCCAUUGCUUCUCCUCCAAAUGGAAAGUUCAAUUCUCAAAGGACUUGCAGAUCUCUUCACUGAGUAUGUUGACAUCCUCAAAAGAUCCAUCCCAAGUGAAGCAAAUGUUGUUGACAAAGGUGGUCUGAGAACCAAUUCAGCAAAAACAUUGCAUCAACAGCUGUCCCUUCUAGUCAAUUCAGCUACACUUGUGAUACAUUUUUUCUCUAGCAUUGCUGGGAGUAUAUUUAAGGGCAUCCAAAGCUCAUAUGAUGAGAUAUUAACAGAGGACAGAGAACAUUCUCAACAAAAGGAGCUUGAUAACUGGAUCUUCUCAGUUCAAGAAGCUGGAGAUCAACUUAGAUGUUAUUUCUGCCAGCAGUUUGUAUUAAGUGUCAUGACACAUGCUGAAGGUGGACAAGAACUAAGCUCCGAAACAUAUGUUCAUGGUCAGAGUGAAUCUGUCUCCGUGCAGGAUCAGAUGCCUUCUGCUGCUUUCCAGGUGUUGUUUCUACAACUGAGGCGUUUGGAGAAACUUGCUAAAGAUGUCUUUGUUGGAGUGGAUUGGGUGGUGGAAGACCUAUUGAGGGAGCUUAUAGAGGCCGUAUUUGUUUGGCUCUCAAAUAACCAGGAGUUCUGGACAGUUAUAGGAGGGAGCUCAAUCGUCCAACAAACUAGCAAUUUCAACCAGUUUCUUUUAGAUGUGCAAUUUCUGGUGGAAAUUGCAAAGUUUGGGGGAUACUUUACGGAUAAGCUGAUGGAUGCUUCCUUAGCUCUUAUAGACAGCAUGGAAACAUCAUUUGUUGAAGCUGGGAUCAAUCCCAAUGGUGAUGUACUUGAUGAUGGGCGGGCUGUGAAAUCUGCCAAAGCAGUGAUUGACAGGCUACUGGAGAUCGAGAAAACAAAGUUGCCUCCUGCAGAAGGUUCUCUUAUGGGUACUCUCAAAGAGUAUUCUGAAAACCAACAAUAUAGAGAUGGGGAUGCUAGAAGUUCCUGGGGUGAUUCUGUUGACAUGGAAGAUGGACAGGCAACAAAUGCAGCUUUAUCACCUAUCAGCAGGCUACAAGACAUGGAGAAGGCUGAAGUGACACCCUCAGAAGGAUCUACAGAUGUCCUUGAAGAGGAAGUUUCUGAUGAUGAAAUUUCUCAAAGUUCCUCGGACAAUGCCAUGGACUCGGAGGACCCACAAGUAGAAAAUGCAGCUAACAAAGCAAUUAGCAAUCUGCAGGAAUUCGAGGAAGCAGAAUCACAAAAUGUGGAAGGAUCUGUGGGUUUUCUUGUGGAUGAUUGUGAUAAACCAGGGGAAGAGACGGAGGCAUCUGUUGAGGAGUGUGCUGCAAGCUCCUCCAAUGAAUCCAUUACUUGCUCAGAUGAACGGUUAGAAAAUGCAGCUGAUUCGGUGAUUAAAGAGAUCCAAGAUAUCCCAGAACCAGAAUCAUCAGCCAUAGAAGGCACUGUGCUAGUCCUAGAAGAAGAUUUUAAUAAACAGCUACUUGGAGACGUGAGCAACCAUGUCGAGGAGAGUAAUAGAAAUUCCUUAGACUUGAGAGAUGGUUGGGCUUCAAAUGUAGUGGUUGAUGAGCGAACGGAAUCCAAUGUAAUGGAAUUUCCAGAUAUGGAAGGGUACGAGUUCGUUCUGGACGAAGUUCCAGACCAACAUGGAAGGGGAGAUGUCGACAACUCUGUUGAGGAAGAGGACACAUAUUAUUUCUCAGUAGAAUCAGAAGAUGGACACGAGUGUCCCAAAGGCUUCAAUUCUGCAGAAUCUCAAUAAGCUCCAAUCACAAUUUGUGACCUUGGGUCUGUAAUUGCAUGAGUUGGGGCUGCUCUUGACAUGCAGCAUGUAGUCAGUGCUUGGCCAUAGCCAGCAUGGUGAUGUGAGGGGUAAGUUUAUGUAGAAUAGUUGCAAAACUAUGGGAAAAUUUUCAAAAUAACUACCCAGUGUGAGUUCUCUUCACUCAAUACUAGUAUAGUCACUUCAAGUCCAUUAGGUUUUGAGCAGGUGAUGAUGCAUGGGGCCCAUAACCUGAUCCUGAUCAAGCUACAUGCAUCGAGUGUAAGGCAAACUCCACAUCAAUCCCUAGCAUUUGCUCAUAAACUAAUAAAGAAACUCCGCAUUGAUCAGGACCAUCCACCUAGUGGCCCCGCCUUGGGUUCUCAGCCUCAGACGGUCAGAUUCCCUUUAAUUGGACAACCACAAUAGUCAUAAGCAAAUUCAGAAUUUCCUGCCCACAUGUUAGAGAGCUGUAUUUCUCGUCUCCUUUUAAAUUGUCCAAUAUGUAUGUAGUUUUUGGAAGUUCUCCAGUACUCAAACAGCCAUCAGAUGCAACAAGAGAAUUCUGUUAAGCAUCUUGCACCAGCUAAAAUAGCGCCAUGAAGGCCAGCUGUUGCUGUGAAUUGCGAUCAUGAGUAGGAAACUGAUGCUGAGGUGGCCAUGCAGAGUCCAAUAUACAGUGGUUCAAAUUGAGAUGUAGGGGAAUGAUAUCAGCUUGAUUAGACAAUCCUGACCUUUAAUUGAUGGAACAUUUUUAUUGUUGAA
Molecule: messenger RNA, 4118 nt
Organism: Magnolia sinica
Lineage: Eukaryota; Viridiplantae; Streptophyta; Magnoliopsida; Magnoliales; Magnoliaceae
Product: exocyst complex component EXO84B-like
Exons: 6
Coding region: 297-3353 (1018 amino acids)
Biological process (GO): intracellular protein localization; exocytosis; Golgi to plasma membrane transport
Cellular component (GO): exocyst
Source: RefSeq, a predicted model, not a curated record